GGGGCACGUGCGAGAUUUCAUUUCAGGAAACAAUCCAAACGCGGCCUUAGCCGCGCAGCGGUGGGUGGGGCUCUGUAAAGUAAUUUUUAAUUACUUAUGGAGCUCGACGAUCGCUACCGUAAUCGGCGUCGGAAUCUCCACCGCACGGCGACACCCUCUAAUUUUAACGGCGGCGGCGGAGCUGGGAAUAAUGAGGAGGACAUUCGCCGGCGGCGAUCGGAGGAAGAGGAUGAGAAGAAGAAUAAAAUUAAAAAGAAGAAGAAGAAGAAAAAAAAAAAGGAGGAUCACGUGGAGUGCACGUGGAAGUCGUGUACGGCGGGGGCGAUCGCCGACUGCGUGGCGGUCUGCUGCUGUCCCUGCGGCGUGGUGAGCAUUCUCGUGCUGGCGUUCGUGAAGCUUCCUUGGGCGGUGGCGCGGCGGUGCAUCGGCGGCCGGAGAAUCAGGUCGCGGCGGAGGCUGGAGGCCGGCGCCGGGAACCGGCGGGAGGAGGACACGGAUGGAAUUCCUGAAUUAGGAAGGGCAGAAACCGGAAACCCGGAAAGUGUGGAAGACGCUGAGAACCUAAAUUACCAAAUUAGCCCUGAGAUGGAUCAAGAGUGGAUAGAGCUUCAGGUUGAGUUUGGCCAUUGGGGCUUUGGCAGACUGUCCUUCACUGGAAUUCCCUUUCAAGAGAAGGGUAAUUGAGGUAUUUUGCUUUCUCAAUUUCCAUUUUUUUUUUCUAAAUGAUCAUAAUA
Andrographis paniculata is the source of this 734-nucleotide messenger RNA. RefSeq lists its product as uncharacterized. The coding region runs from base 97 to 684 and encodes 195 amino acids. The record is from RefSeq and is a predicted model, not a curated record. Lineage: Eukaryota; Viridiplantae; Streptophyta; Magnoliopsida; Lamiales; Acanthaceae. The transcript has 2 exons.